Molecule: messenger RNA, 2706 nt
Organism: Candida tropicalis MYA-3404
Lineage: Eukaryota; Fungi; Ascomycota; Pichiomycetes; Serinales; Debaryomycetaceae
Product: protein phosphatase regulator
Exons: 1
Coding region: 1-2706 (901 amino acids)
Cellular component (GO): cytoplasm
Molecular function (GO): protein phosphatase regulator activity; protein phosphatase 1 binding
Source: RefSeq, a predicted model, not a curated record
AUGGAUACUAAAACUUUGUCAACAGAAUCGUUAGAUAAGAGCACUACGGCUGCUCCACCACUGUCAAAACCGUCUUCUACUACUUCCACAUCAUCCAUUAAACAACCAUACACUCCAGAAUCUAUCAGUUCAUUAGAUUGCAAAAUCUUGCAAUAUGAAUAUGGUAUCUAUAAAUUAGAGCAAUUAAUAAAUCAUAUCAAGAAAUUAAUAUCGGAGUCGCAAUCGUCUCCAAAUCUUCCAUUACUUCAUUAUAUUGUAUUAUUAGUGGGCAAUACAUUUGCAAUCAGUGAGAAAUCAUUUGAUCAAAGAUUAGAUAUAUUAUCCAACUAUCAAUUGUUCAAAAAUACCCCUAUAAAUAUUACAGCAACUACCUCACAUAUUCCUUAUGAUACACCAGAUUUAAAGAUUGUUCCGGUAAACGAUCUACCAGAAAUACCAACAGCUAUUAAAUGUUUGAAACAAUUAGAAUCCUUAUGUAACACUUGUUUACAAGGGUAUUUGAAGAAGUUGGAACAAGCAAAAAUUGAGAAAUCUAAACAAGUGAAAAGUAUUGACAAUUCGGAUUAUUAUGUAACUAUAAGAAAAAUUCUUGUUAAUGAGAUUUUCCAUGAUGAUAUUGAUUUAACAAUUACCGAUUCCACUUUUCCAUUACCUAUAGACAAUGCUGAUUUGAUGCAGAAUGAAAAUUUCCAAGAAGCUUCAUUGAUUGAUAUGGAUGUUAAAGAACUUUUCAUCAUUGUAAGACACAUGGAACGUCUGUUGAGUUCAUUGAAACCUUUGAUCAGUAAAUUAAAGAAACCAAAUAAUGCCGAUCCUUAUGCACUUCAUAAAGUAUUCCUUUUGACUCAGAGAUUAAAUGAUAUCUACACGAUUAUACGAAGAUAUGGGAGAAACAUUUAUCUUUCCAAUUAUCAACACUUGGUAGAUUCAAAGUUUUUGUAUCACUGCAAAAAUCCAAAUUAUUUCAAGACAAACAAUUUGAAGGAUAUGAAUGAUUAUUUCAACUCCAUGAAGAAAAAUGGUACGCUUAUUGCCAACUUGACAAGGUUGAUUAGACAAGAUGCCAAAUUUGAUAUUAACAGCAAAAAUGUCACCAACAAUAUGAAUUUCACUUCACAAGGUUUUUUGGUUGUUGAAAACACAUUAGCCAAGUUGAAGGAUUUUGGUAUGAAUUGGAUCAUCAGUGAGUUAAAGUUUAGAAGAGUUUAUCAAUUGCCGAAAAAGAAUCUUUUUGAUGUUUACCAAUCAGUUCCUGAAUUUAAGCCAAAGGGGGAAACUAUAGUAGCCCCUGCUCCUGUUACUGCUCCGCCGGGUCCGGCUACGCCUACAAAAAGCAACAGCCCAGCUCCUGAACCACAAUCAAAGUCAACCGAUAGUACUCCUUCCACUACAUCCAAUGGGGAAUCAAUGGAUAAAGUUCUUGAGAAGUUGACUAUCAAUGAUUCUUCUACUAGACUGAGAUCAAGAUCAUCAUCUGUUUCAAGUAUAACAAGCAAUGGUUCAUCUUCAGGAUUAAUGAGAAGAAGCUCAAUAUCUUCACCAAUCAAGACAUCCGCAAUGUUACCCAAUGGUAGAGGAUCUCCAAGAACCCUUGGUAGAACUAACUCAUUAUUGUCCAUGCAACAAAGCUCAUCGGUGUCGGAUUUAAACUCUGAAAAAUCAUCAAGUUCACCUGCAUCACCUGCUACGGGUGGAAGGAGAAGAUCAAACUCACAACCAAUAGGUAGGGAUGCGAUUCUUGCUACUUCGGGAGCAGCUGCGGCUUUAACCAGGAAUGGAAGUAUUACACGAAGCUCUCCACUUAAAUCUCCAAGUACGAGUUCUAUACCAAAAGCUAAACAAUCACCAGAAAGAACUCCAUCAACUUCGGGACCAAGUAGAGUUACUCAAAAGUUGCUUAAAGUAGAAGAAGAAGAAUCAAUUCAUUUUUCAUCAUCCACCACUUCUUCCAUGUCAUCACCACCUCCUCCAGGAACAAUCAAUGAUGCUGCUGCUCCAGCAGCACGUGCAGCUGCCAAAUUGACUGCUGCUCAAAGAUUUCAACAAAAGGUUAGAGAACAGGCUAAAUCAGGUUCUCUUGUUACCCAACAAAAGGAGACGCUUCAUUCGGUUACCUUUGAUCCGAACAAUGCAGCAAAAUUCCAAUUGAAAAAAUACAUUGAUAACCCACCUGCUCCUUCUCAACCAUCUCAAGAACCAAUUAUUAAUGAACCAUCAGAAGAAUUACUGCCUGAAGUUGAAGAGAAAGUAGCAGUGAUACCACAAAGAAGAACACGUGCUCAAGUGACUAGACAAAAUACUCGUCGUAACUCAAGAAUUACAUUUAAUGAGCCUGUAGAUAGUGUAUCAUUAUCUACCAAUAGUUCCAUUGAUCAAGCAACCACUGUUACAAAUAGCAGUGGAAGUGAGAGCAGUGUUACUGAUGGUAGUGCAACAGUAACUGUCAAGCGGGUUAGAUUUACUGGUGUUCCAGAAUGGACUGAAGCUGAAGAUGCACCUACAAAAUAUUCUAAUGCUAUUUUAAGAAAUUUUGCUGUUUUUAGACAUCCAAUAAGAGCUACUAAAGCUGCAUGUGUUAAAAGUGACCAAUUGUUGAAAGAAGAGAGUAUGUCUUUUAGAACUACCUCUAUUCAAGAUGAUAACGAUGCUACGCUUACAAACAAACAAAGAACUGGACUUUCUAGAAUUAAAAAUAGAAUAAUGUAA